This is a messenger RNA of Sorghum bicolor (sorghum), 891 nucleotides long. Its product is annotated as transcription factor MYB35-like. Gene Ontology annotation, cellular component: nucleus. Lineage: Eukaryota; Viridiplantae; Streptophyta; Magnoliopsida; Poales; Poaceae. The transcript has 2 exons. The record is from RefSeq and is a predicted model, not a curated record. Bases 1 to 768 code for a protein of 255 amino acids. Gene Ontology annotation, molecular function: RNA polymerase II cis-regulatory region sequence-specific DNA binding; DNA-binding transcription factor activity, RNA polymerase II-specific. Gene Ontology annotation, biological process: regulation of DNA-templated transcription.
AUGGAUAGAUAUAAAAAUGACAUAUGGACGGAGGAGGAGGAUAUGUUGCUUAUUCGAUCUCACAGAUCCUAUGGAAAGCGUUGGUCAACAAUAGCUAGGUACCUCCCAGGCAGGCCAGAGAAUGACAUCAAGAAUCACUGGAACUCAAAUAAGCGUAGCCUAAAGUCAAAGCGUCGAUUGCAGAAGAAAAAAAGUGAACCAGUGCCACCCGGGCAACUUUCCAUCCUGGAGGAGUACAUCCGCAGCGUGGAACCGGAAUUCCAAUCCGCAGCACCACACCCACCAGUUAUCGAUCCGAUGUUACUCCAAACAUCGGUGCCCAAGAUGGAAAUGCACCUCAAUGUUGCUAACCAUACUACACCAAUGCACCACCAGCCUAGGGCAAUCAAUCUCAACAAUUCACUGCUACCAGACCUGAACAUCAGCAGUGAUCCACAGGAGACACACUAUAUGGGCUAUCCUAUGUACCCUCCCCUGUCAGCGCCGCAGUUGCAGCUGGUUACCGAAGAGCCCAAAUAUGCCAGCUUCCCGUUUGCGGAACCUCUCACGACGUUGAACAAAGAGCAUACAACUGUUCCAUCCUACUACAUUGGUGAAUCCUGCAACAACAUUGGUGCAAAUGGACACUACAAUGAAGUAGGGCCAAGCAACAUCGGUGACAAUAGUAACCUAGGUGGGGACACCAACACCGUCCUUGAGCUGGCAUCAAGGGAAUUCAUAAUGCCCUCUAGUGAAGAGGUGAGUCUUGGCUUAGCCAGGUUCAAGUGAGGCACACAAAGGGCACCGAUUGCUUAGCUAUUUUAUUUAGUUACUUAAUGGCAAGAAUAUCUUGGUGCAUGAGUGGCAUGUCGAACACUCGUACUUGAAUGAUUUAGAAUUUGCUUUGUGAAC